Molecule: messenger RNA, 864 nt
Organism: Ambispora gerdemannii
Lineage: Eukaryota; Fungi; Glomeromycota; Glomeromycetes; Archaeosporales; Ambisporaceae
Source: the annotation of a GenBank genome assembly
AUGGUAAAUAACGAAUCAAGUUGUACCGCUGCACCUGGGUCCGAAUAUUGGAUAUUCGGAUACGGGUCUCUAAUUUGGAAACCGCCCCCAGUAUAUGCAGACAGAGUCGCUGGUUUCAUUAAAGGUCACGUUAGAAGAUUUUGGCAGAAAAAUACCGAUCAUCGUGGUACAGUUGAUAAACCCGGUUUAGUAGUAACUUUAAUACCACACGCAGAAUGGAAAUUACUCGAUGAUUAUCAUCACAAUCACGAAGAUGAUGUAACAUGGGGUGUUGCUUAUAGAAUCGCUGAUAAAGAUGUCGAGGAUGUCAAAGCAGAGCUUGACUUUCGAGAGAGCGGAUACAUUUGUCGUAAAAUUGAUGUAUUUCAAAAUCAUCGCGUUGAACCUGUUGUAAAGAACGCGAUUGUCUAUAUCGCGACAAAAGAUAAUGAAGAAUAUGUAGGUCCAGCACCUAUCGAAUCUAUUGCUCAACAAAUCUUUACGGCACGUGGUCCAAGUGGUCCCAAUAUCGACUAUUUAAUUAACCUCGCUAAAGCAUUACGGAUAAUCGCGCCCGAAACACAAGAUUAUCAUUUAUUCGAUCUAGAACAACGUGUUCUGCGAUUAGAACGACAAAAACAAUUAUUCUUAGAAAAUGGAAAAGAACACAAGACUACAAAAAAAGUUCAAUCCAUAUACGAUAGUCACCAAAUUCUGAAUAACAAUACCAAUGAUAAUAAUUAUAACCUCUCAUCGAGUAUUAUGGAAUUCACGAGUUUUCUACACGUAUCUCGGCGAAAAGAAAAUAAUUUAUCAUUAUCAUCGUCAUCCUCGUUUGAGCUACAAACUAUUCCUCUUUCUUCUUUGUUAUUAUUAGUCAUUUGA